AAUAACUCUAAACGACAAGUUUAGUCGUGGAGUUGAUGGUAAAUUAGUUUGUUUUGUUUAACUACACAAUAGCACAUUGGAUGUCAGACGUUUGAUUAUUAACAUGGAGCUUGCUUUCAUUUGUGACCAGUUUCCUAUCUACUGGAGCAGAUAGCACCAUGUUCCUGCUACUACAGCAAUAUGCCCAGAAUCAACCCCAGGAAUCUUUUCCUUCUUUAUGCAUCCAUUUUCUUCCUGGCCUUCAUGUUCAUGAUCUUUAACUAUGGAUGGUGUCCCGGUGAACAUGAACAAGGUUUAGAAAAAUUGUUGGAAAAAUAUCGGUCAAGAAUGGAUGAGAAAGAGCAGCAAAUCAAAGACCUCAAAUCAGAGUUAAAACUUGCCAAGUCCAAAGUGACUGAAAUGCAGUUAAACAGUGAAAUAAGAGGCAAAAACAGUCAUAAAUUUGAUAAGUCUAUACCUGUAAUAUAUGCCAUCACCCCAACGUACCACAGACUCGAACAAAAGGCUGAUUUAACGAGACUUUCACAUACUUUUCUACAUGUCACCAAUCUGCACUGGAUUGUCAUUGAAGAUUCCAUUAAUAAAACGACUUUGGUUACAAACUUCUUAAAGCGGUCUGGCCUGACGUUCACACAUUUGAAUGUUGUCACGCCUACAAACUAUAAACUUAAAGCUACUGAUCCGAACUGGCUGAAGCCGAGAGGUGUUCUGCAGAGAAAUGCUGGUCUGGCAUGGGUGAGAAAACAUCUUGAUCCUAAAAUACAGCCAGGUGUGGUUUUCUUUGCCGAUGACGACAACACAUAUGACCUGCAGCUUUUUGAAGAAAUGCGUUACACUAACACAGUGUCAGUGUGGCCAGUGGGUCUGAGUGGUUACCUGAGGUAUGAGAGUCCUCUUGUCACUAAAGGAAAAGUGAAAGGUUGGUUUACAUACUGGAAGUCCACUCGGCCGUUUGCUAUGGAUAUGGCAGGAUUUUCUGUGAAUCUCCGGUUGUUUUUUGAAUAUCCAGAGGCCAGAUUCAGCCUGCAGGUUCAAAGAGGUUAUCAAGAAUCAACCAUACUUUCAAACAUGCACCUCACACUCAAUGACCUUGAGCCAAGGGCAGAUAAUUGCAGAAAGGUUUUGGUUUGGCAUACCCGUACAGAGAAAACAAAGUUGAAGAAUGAAGAGAAAAUGAUAAAGAAAUAUGGACAUGGCUCCGAUUUGAACAUCGAAGUUUAAGUUUGACUUAUUAUGUACUGAAUGCCACAGGAAACUAUACAGUGAAUAUUUUUCGCAUUUAUUUUUGUAAUAGAAAAAUAACAUCAUAACAAUAGUAAUAUUAAACCUGAUUUCCGUAACAAAUAAAACACUUUAAAAAAGUUCAUUUAUGAACUUAAUACAAUACUUACGCAAAAAAUGUAAAAUUAUUAAUCAUUUGACAAAUUGAAAUCAUCAGUUGGAAAUUAGAGGUAACAUUGCAUAUGGAGAGACUCGUAACUCAGUUAAAUGUAUGCUUCAGUGUUUUUAAUAAUGUCUUUGUAUGCCGUUAGCUCCAAAUAAUACUUUUAGAUGUUGCCACAUGGAGUUAACAUUGAAACUAAUUGGAUGGCAAGUUUUGUCAUUCACAUUCCAAUGCUAUUUACUGCUGCUUUGUUGGUUAUGUCUCACCCUCCUGCAUACAGUGUAUGCACCCAUAUAACACAUGGAAUGAAAUGAAGCAUGCUUAUUGCAUGUUUGUGUUGAACUUUACUGCGCCUAGCAAUUUAACGCUUUUCAAUAUCUGAUACGUUUUUCAAAAUGUUUUUAACAGCUGCCAUUCAACAUUUUGUUCAGUAUGAACUAGCCACUUGCAUACUUCAAUUUAAUAGUGCACAUGCUUUUUGUGCAAAACCAAUUUCCACACCGGCCUGUGAAACGCAUGACUGAUGGCAAUUUUUGUUGGGUGAUCUUGAUAAGAAACAAAAUUUUAUAAAAAUUUGUCAAAGUAUUUUAGAAAAGAUGACUUUUUAAAAAGUGUAUAGUUUCUUCUGGCAUUCAGUAUUUAUCAUAAUUCAUAUUGAUCUUUUUAUGUCAUGUAAAUAAUAACACAAAAUGUAUAUAUAUUUUUAGGGGUUUUUAUUCACAGGAAUAAUCAGGAUUAAUAUGUAUAAUUUUGUAGUUUCUCCAUAAUAUUCAAUUUCUUCCACAUAUUAACUUAUUAAACACUUUUGAACUGGAAAUAAUGAAAGCAAGCUAUUAAUGCAAGAAAUGCAUCUGAUGUAUCAUCACAAUAAUUACUUGAUGCAUUAUAUUUUUAACAAAUGUUAUUAAUGAAAUUUUAAAAAAAGAAAGGCCGAACAUAUGAGCAUCUGUUAAAAAGAAAUUACUACUUUAAGUCAUUAGAAAGCAUUCAUUACUACCAACUAACACAAAUUGCUAGCUUCCACUGGUUUGACAAUUAAAUGUCGAUUCCUAUUGUUUAAUUGAUGUGAACUAAAAUUAAACUGAAUUCUGUAAAAACAACUCAGCAUUUUCUGAUCUUUAAAAGUUGCAUUUGCCAGAUGCAUUAAUAAAAAUACCAGGGAAGCUUUUGUUUUCAAAAUCUUGAUUAGCAAUAUUUUAUCCAUUUGAAAAUUGAUAAACAACUACUGUUUAAUGUUUUAAAAUUGUGUAGUUAUCUCUGAAAUUUGCGAAUACACAUUUUAUAAAUGCAGUGUUAUUUUGGGUUUAUGACAAAAGUCAUUCAUAUUAUUAUGUGUUUUAUUGCAAGCUUUAACAAAAGUGCAAUCCCAGGUGCUUAAUGGUGACUGGUUGUAUAAUUAUAAAUUGUAUAUAUUAAAAUAUGUUACAUUAUUAUACUGUAGUAAUUGGAAUACUGUAUCACUUUUACAUUUAAUUUAUGUUUAGAGUCAGUGUGGGAACUAGAGAUUUUACUCUUGCUAGUCAAGUAGCUGUUAAUUUGUUAUAUUAUCUGCAUUACCUUAUAUAAGUUAGUAAAUGCCCAAAUUGAAAAGUUAAAGUUUGUUUUGUUUAACAAUACCACUAGGUGCAAUAGGACCGAUUGUAGUAAUUGUGGUAAAAAUAGCAUGACAGCUGUUCAGCAUAUUGCAAAUGUGUUAUGUAAAAUAUGUGAUUUAAAAGUACUGGAAAUGAAAUAAAUGCAUCCAUACAAAA
Gigantopelta aegis is the source of this 3135-nucleotide messenger RNA. RefSeq names its product galactosylgalactosylxylosylprotein 3-beta-glucuronosyltransferase I-like. The record is from RefSeq and is a predicted model, not a curated record. Gene Ontology annotation, biological process: carbohydrate metabolic process; chondroitin sulfate proteoglycan biosynthetic process. NCBI's taxonomy places the organism in Eukaryota, Metazoa, Mollusca, Gastropoda, Neomphalida, Peltospiridae. Gene Ontology annotation, cellular component: Golgi membrane. The transcript is spliced from 6 exons. Bases 181 to 1221 code for a protein of 346 amino acids. Gene Ontology annotation, molecular function: galactosylgalactosylxylosylprotein 3-beta-glucuronosyltransferase activity.